This is a messenger RNA of Cynoglossus semilaevis (tongue sole), 3739 nucleotides long. It is a transcript of the gene alx1, whose product is annotated as ALX homeobox 1. Lineage: Eukaryota; Metazoa; Chordata; Actinopteri; Pleuronectiformes; Cynoglossidae. The coding region runs from base 1197 to 2183 and encodes 328 amino acids. Gene Ontology annotation, biological process: embryonic skeletal system morphogenesis; negative regulation of DNA-templated transcription; positive regulation of transcription by RNA polymerase II. Gene Ontology annotation, molecular function: DNA-binding transcription activator activity, RNA polymerase II-specific; RNA polymerase II transcription regulatory region sequence-specific DNA binding. The record is from RefSeq and is a predicted model, not a curated record. The transcript is spliced from 4 exons.
GGUCCAGUUGAUGGUUCUGGUCCAGGUGAAGGUUCUGGUCCAGUUGACGGUUCUGGUCCAGUUGAAGGUUCUGGUCCAGGUGAAGGUUCUGGUGGUCAGUGAGGAUAGAUGUAGAAAUGCCCCCUUUAGCGCCCCCUAUAGACCUACUCCUUUACACUACAUGUUUCUUUUUCACGUGACACAGAAACUGAACUUCUUUUAUUCUACACUUUUUAAAUUUUUCCAAAUUUUUAAAUGUUUUCUCGCCAUUAUUUGCUGAUGGAGAAAUAGACGUUUGAAUUAACGACUAAACCGAUGAUUAAAUGAGUCUGUGGAGAAAAUGUUGGUUUAAAGAUAAACGCGUUUUUAAAGAUUAUGUGGAAACAUUUUACACAAGAUUUCUUUAGUGAUUUUGAUUUCUUAUCAUUUAUCUGCUUACUGUAAAUAAACAAAGAUAGAAAUAUAGAAAUAAUUAUUGAUGAUUUUGCUCCAGACGUUUGUUCUAUAUUCCAUGUUAUUUCUUAGUGAACAUUUAAAUUUCUUCUUAUUAAAUAAACAUAAGUCUAGGUUAAAAACAAUCAACAUUCCGAACAAAAAUAUCACGGAAAAAAAGCAAUUGAUGUGAAAAGAAAGACGAGAAAUAAUUUGAUGUCGUUCGUGGAUUUUAAUUAGAAAAAAUAACAAUUUGGCAACAAUUCCACAGAGUUGUUUACCACGAUUUGAAUUUGAUUAAAAUACGUUGAAAAAAUGUUCAUUAAAAAAUACUUUGGCCCAGAUUAUGUAGAUGUAAAAGUAUUGUAUUUUUUGACUUUUAUACAAAUUAACAAGUAAAAAAAUCCCCUGUAAUAAAUACAUAAUAAAUCAGUAAAUUAAAUCAAAUUCAACGUAGUAACCGUGGGUUUUUCUGUGUAUUUUCUAAUCUGAUGUGUCAGAUUAGGAUUACACUGUAAUCUCGUUGUCAGAUUGUGGAUUAUUGUGGAUGGUUUUGUGUUGGACGAACCAGGAUCCUCAACAUUUUCUGGGUUCUGGCCGUGGGAGGAGUUGGUUCUGCUCCUGCAGAGGAGGAGGAGGAGGAGGAGAUUCUUUAAGGUCUCCCUCUUCUCUUCGUGCUCCUUAAAGACGUUCUCGACUCAGCAAAUCAACUCCAUCGGCGGAUUAUUGCAUCACACCAUCUCCUUCAGCUCCGCGUCUUCUCCGUGUUUUUCUGCUCUUAUUUCAUGGUUGCAGCGGUGAAGAUGAUGGAGUUCAUCGAGGACAAGUUUACCCUGAAGAGUCAGGCCAUGAAGGCCAGCGACUACUACAUGGACCAGGUCAUGGAGAGUCUGGACACUGCGCACUACUUCACCAAGUCUGCCCCGAAAUGCGGGCAGGCCUUCGGGCUGCAGAGCUCCGAGCACCGCUCCUCACCCUGCGGGGACCAGAACGCCUCCUACGUGGUGCCAAAAGCCGACGACGAGCCUCUGCACUCGGACCUCGGCCGCUCCAUGGACGGCUGCUGUCCACUGCGCGCCUCCCCGGUGACCGCGGCUCAGGAGAAGGCGGACCUGGUGGAGGACAUGACGGACAAGUGCGACAGCAACGUGUCCAGCAGCAAGAAGCGCAGACACCGGACCACGUUCACCAGCGCUCAGCUGGAGGAGCUGGAGAAGGUGUUCCAGAAGACGCACUACCCGGACGUGUACGUGCGGGAGCAGCUGGCCAUGAGGACGGAGUUGACGGAGGCCAGAGUUCAGGUCUGGUUCCAGAACCGCAGGGCCAAGUGGAGGAAGAGGGAGCGGUACGGCCAGAUCCAACAGGCCAAGAGUCACUUCGCAGCCACGUACGAUUUAUCGGUGUUACCGAGGAGCGACAGCUACACACAGAUCCCCAACAACCUGUGGCCCAGCCCGCCCCCCGGCGGCUCCGUGGUCUCCUCCUGCGUCCUGCCCAGAGGCUCUCCGCCCUGCGUCACCACUUACCCACACUCGCCGCGCUCCGGCGCCGGCGCCGCCGACCACGGUUACAUGGGCUUCCCCAGUCAGCAGAACCAGUUCAGCCACGUCUCCCUGAACAACUUCUUCAGCGCUGACUCUCUGCUCGCUCCGACAGCCAACGGCCACCACGCCUUUGAGACCAAACCCGAGUUUGAGAGACGCUCGUCCAGCAUCGCCGUGCUGCGCAUGAAGGCCAAGGAGCACGCGGCCAACAUCUCCUGGGCCAUGUGAUCAGGGUCGCUGUGCCUGGAGUCUGUAGAAGGUUGUAGAGGACGAGGACGAGGACGUUUGGACGUGAACCACUGACGGCCAGGUUCUGCUGCAGCUCAGACCUUUGGACCAAACACCAGCAGAACUCCUGAGGUGAUCGCAGCACUUUUGUUUCCUGCCAUCAAAUAAACCUGUUUUUAUAUCCACACAUAUAUCUGACCCCGUCCUGGUGCAGACGACCUCAUAUUUGGGACUUCAGAAAACACGCUGCGGCUCAAGGUCAAGGAGCCCCCCCCCCAGCUGUGUGGUUUAAAAGACUCUGUGACCUUUGCCCCCUCCCCAUCAUUAGAACACUGACUGAGACAGGUCCAACUGGAUGAAGACUGUUGUGGUCUGCAGAGACUGAGCAGGUCCUGCUCCACACAGACGUCCUGGUGGUCUGCAGCUCUGUAACGUCUGUCAUCUGCCUCCGUGCCGCGUCGCUCUUUACGAGACCCGUGCGGGCGGUGGAGGCAGAUUGGAAUAAUGUUGUGUUUGUGUUAUAAGUUUAUCUGGUGAAAACAUAAUAAACGAGUGUCACUUGAGUGGAGGAAGGUUCCCGUCCCAUCAGGGCCCGUGUGCGUGAUGGAUGCAGACCUCACCGAUCUUGGCCCGUUUCACUGGCAGUCUUUGACUGUGGCUUACGUCAGGUCUUUGUGCAUCUCCUUCCUGCCAAAACUGUAAAAACGUGCCUGGACUUUCUCAUUGGCUCUUGGGUCAAACUUGUCCUUGAAGUAAAGUCCACUGGUCUUGGACAAAGAAAUGUGUUUAAAUGGAGCUGCUUCUCUGCUGCGGUGUUGAAGAAGGAAGAGAGAGAAGAGAGAGAGAGAGAGCUGUGUUGGACCAGUUGGGGUCAGAAGUCAUACUGGUACAUCCAUUCAGCUGCUGGUCAGAACCUGUGGUACUGUUCCCAGCCCCCGGUACUUGCUUUUUCUGGAUCUAGAACCAGAUUCAGAUUUGUAUCACAUUUUUGUCACCGUCGCGGUGGAAGCAGGAGCCAAUCCCAGGACAGCAUGGACGGUCCUCCAGUCUUUAAGGCCACACACAGACACAGGUAUCUUUCAUGUACCUUCAAGCUCACGGAAAAAACAAAUCUCUUUUCAUCCUGCCUUUACCUUAAACAUUGAUCCCUUGUUCUUUUCCCUCGGAACUUAGAUGUUGUUUCAAAUUGUAGGUUUAUAUUCAGAAGCAAAGUGUAAAACAAAAGUAAAUAAAGUAAAAUAUUCUCUGUAUUUCUUGGACCUAAACAGGAAUAAAAUGUCAUUUAAAAAGUUUAAUUUUGGAAGUGAUUCAAAUACUUUUUUUUUCUCCUGAUCUGGCUGCAGCUGAGCCAGCAGGGGGCACACACAGCAUGGGUCAUGUGUCUGAUGGUUGCACAACAGUGGAGACAGAAGUCUCAGAUGAACCUGCGUUGGACGACCAUUAAACUCCAUCCACUUCUUCAUCCAUCAACAGUGGCUCCUUCCAUGUGGCAGCCGCCCAGUCCUGCUUUAAUCUGAGGAGCUGUUGUGUAAUUGAGAGCAUUUCUUCUUCUCUCU